UCAAGGUUCAGCCCCGCCUCCGCUUCCCCCUCGCCGUCUCCUCGGCCUGCGCCGCCGCCGCUCGCGGGCCCGGCUCGUCUCUGUCCGCGUCGCCCCCCUCGCUGAGCUGCGCGCUGCCCGGCCGGUCACCAUGGCGAACGUGGCCGACACGAAGCUGUACGACAUCCUGGGCGUUCCGCCGGGCGCCAGCGAGAAUGAACUCAAGAAGGCAUACAGGAAGUUAGCCAAGGAAUACCACCCUGAUAAGAAUCCAAAUGCUGGAGACAAAUUUAAAGAAAUCAGCUUUGCCUAUGAGGUACUCUCAAACCCUGAGAAGCGAGAACUGUAUGACAGAUACGGAGAGCAAGGGCUUCGAGAAGGGAGUGGCGGCGGCGGCGGCAUGGAUGAUAUCUUCUCUCACAUUUUCGGUGGGGGCUUGUUCGGCUUCAUGGGCAACCAGAGCAGAAGUCGGAAUGGCAGGAGGAGAGGGGAGGACAUGAUGCAUCCCCUGAAAGUGUCUUUAGAAGAUCUGUAUAAUGGCAAGACAACCAAACUACAGCUUAGCAAGAAUGUACUCUGCAGUGCGUGCAGUGGCCAAGGUGGGAAGUCUGGAGCAGUUCAGAAGUGUGCUGCUUGUCGAGGUCGAGGUGUGCGCAUCAUGAUCAGACAGCUGGCUCCAGGAAUGGUACAGCAGAUGCAGUCUGUAUGCUCCGACUGUAAUGGAGAAGGAGAGGUCAUUAAUGAAAAGGACCGCUGUAAAAAAUGCGAAGGGAAGAAGGUGAUUAAGGAGGUGAAGAUUCUGGAAGUCCAUGUGGACAAAGGCAUGAAGCAUGGACAGAGGAUCACCUUCACUGGGGAGGCAGACCAGGCUCCAGGAGUGGAACCAGGAGACAUUGUUCUUUUACUGCAGGAAAAAGAACAUGAGGUGUUUCAGAGAGACGGAAAUGAUUUGCACAUGACAUAUAAAAUAGGGCUUGUUGAAGCUCUAUGUGGAUUUCAGUUUACAUUUAAGCACCUUGACGCCCGUCAGAUUGUGGUGAAGUAUCCUCCUGGCAAAGUAAUUGAGCCAGGAUGUGUUCGUGUAGUUCGAGGUGAAGGAAUGCCACAAUAUCGCAAUCCCUUUGAAAAGGGUGAUCUUUAUAUAAAAUUUGAUGUGCAGUUUCCUGAGAACAACUGGAUCAACCCAGACAAGCUAUCUGAACUAGAAGAUCUUCUUCCAUCUAGACCAGAAGUUCCUAACAUCAUUGGAGAAACCGAAGAAGUGGAGCUUCAGGAGUUUGAUAGCACACGGGGCUCAGGAGGUGGUCAGAGGCGGGAGGCCUACAAUGAUAGCUCUGAUGAGGAAAGCAGCAGCCAUCACGGACCUGGAGUGCAGUGUGCCCAUCAGUAAACUGCAGACAGAUGACACAGGUGGAGUGUCCUCCCCGUGUGCCUGAUUUGUUCUCAGCUGUCCAGCUGGCGUGUCGGAUCAAUCCAGAUGAACUGAUGGACAUCUGCUGGUCUAUGUGUAACUUUUAAAAUUGGUAUAGUAUCUACAGAGAGUGUAUAAUUUAAACUAACACAAAGCUUUACAUCUUCAUUUUGACUGUUCUGUAGCAGAAUAAAGCACUUGAAAGGAAAUAAGACUCCCUUUCACAUAUGGGUUAUAAGUUUCAGUCCUGGUAUCUGCUUGAUUUUUACCAGUUUUGUGUAGAUUUUAUGUUUCAUAUUUUAAAUUCAAAUCCCACAUUGUAAAGUUGUAAAAUUUGUCCUGAAGCUUUGUGUUUGGCUGCACCUACAUAAGCUGCUACAAAUAGAAUAAAGAAUUUCAUAGCCUGUAUCUAUCAUUUAGAUGCAUGGAAAAUGGGCUUUGCACACAAUGGGUUUGGAGCUGACUGGGAACAAUGGAGAAAAUUAAAUUAGCUGUGGUUGUAAAGUGGUUUUCUUCUUUUUUUUUUUUUUUUUUUCUUUUUUCUUUAUUUUUUCUUUUUUUUUUUUUUUUCGUUUUUUUUGUGAAAGGUUUCUGAAACUUGAUAAUAAAGAGCGGUUGGUGUAAAUGAUUCUUGGUUUCACAUUUUUAGGAAGAACAACAUACUCUGAACUGUAAAAUGUAUGAAACUGGAGAAUGCAUCCUUCAUUCUGGUUCUUAACCUUUAAUCUAUUGGCCUGAAGCCUGUGCCUCAGGCACCUGCUCAUUUUACAGUGUGAAGACAGGUUGAUAGAAACAGGCUUUAUGGGCUUUAAUUGAUGCUUGUAGAGUCACUUGUAGAGUCAAAGACAUUUAAGUUAAUGUGACUCCUGAGUUUUGAUCCUGAUUAUUAGGGCUAGCCCAGGCCUCUGUAUCUUCCCUCCUACUCCCCUUUUUAAAAAUAAGGUAACAGCAAAUCAUUAGUAGAACCAUGUCUGCAUAGAACCUGUUAAAAUGCUCUGUUCAUUAAAUGUUAAGUUAAAAGUU
Ochotona princeps (American pika) is the source of this 2413-nucleotide messenger RNA. It is a transcript of the gene DNAJA2, whose product is annotated as DnaJ heat shock protein family (Hsp40) member A2. The record is from RefSeq and is a predicted model, not a curated record. Gene Ontology annotation, biological process: protein refolding; response to heat. The transcript is spliced from 9 exons. Gene Ontology annotation, molecular function: ATP binding; Hsp70 protein binding. The coding region runs from base 131 to 1369 and encodes 412 amino acids. Lineage: Eukaryota; Metazoa; Chordata; Mammalia; Lagomorpha; Ochotonidae. Gene Ontology annotation, cellular component: cytoplasm; cytosol.